Daucus carota subsp. sativus is the source of this 1222-nucleotide messenger RNA. RefSeq names its product peroxidase N1-like. Gene Ontology annotation, biological process: response to oxidative stress; hydrogen peroxide catabolic process. Lineage: Eukaryota; Viridiplantae; Streptophyta; Magnoliopsida; Apiales; Apiaceae. Gene Ontology annotation, molecular function: peroxidase activity; heme binding. The transcript is spliced from 3 exons. The record is from RefSeq and is a predicted model, not a curated record. Gene Ontology annotation, cellular component: plasmodesma; plant-type cell wall. The coding region runs from base 43 to 1014 and encodes 323 amino acids.
UAAAUCACACAAACAACUUAUAACAACACAUUACAAGCUCAAAUGGAUUCUUUCCUUAACAAAUUUUCUGUUCUAGUGCUUCUUCUACUUGUCACGCCUUUGGCAUUGGCACAAACGAGGGUAGGGUUUUAUUCUAAGUCAUGUCCGAGAGCGGAAUCUAUUGUUCAAGCCACCGUUAAGAAACAUGUCAAGUCCAAUUCUGCGGUUGCUCCGGGAUUGCUUAGAAUGGUCUUCCAUGAUUGUUUCGUUCAUGGUUGCGAUGCUUCGAUUCUUAUCAAUGGCAGCAAUGCUGAGAGAACGGCUAGGCCAAAUCUUCUGCUGAGAGGAUAUGAUGUGAUUGAUGAUGCCAAAACACAACUAGAGGCAGCAUGCCCCGGAGUUGUGUCGUGUGCUGAUAUUCUUGCUCUUGCUGCUCGCGACGCUACGGUUGAAGUCGGUGCAUUGACUUACCGCGUGCCAACUGGACGCAGAGAUGGACGAGUCUCAUUAGCAUCUGAUACCUCCAAUUUGCCGAGUUUCACAGAUUCAGUCACUGUUCAGAGGAAGAAAUUCUCAGACGUAGGUCUCAGCGCUCAAGAUCUUGUCACUCUUGUUGGAGGACACACUAUUGGAACCGUUGCAUGCCAAUUCGUAAGUUACAGACUAUACAACUUCAAAAACACUAGCGGUGCGGAUCCAACAAUCAAUUCCAAAUUCCUUCCUACACUCCAAUCUCUUUGCCCGCAAAAUGGUGAUGGAAACAAACGAAUCCCGUUAGAUUAUGGAAGUGGCGACAAUUUUGAUCAUUCGUUCUUCAAAAAUGUACGAGAUGGACGGGGAAUUCUGGAAUCAGAUCAGAGCUUGUGGCAGGACGGUACAACAAAGAAUUAUGCACAGAGAUUUAUGGGUAUUAGAGGAUUGGCUGGACUGACUCUGAAUGUUGAGUUUGGAAAGGCCAUGAUCAAAAUGACGAAUGUUGGAGUGAAGACGGGGAGUGCCGGUGAAAUUCGCAAAAUUUGUUCAGCAAUUAAUUAAAAAGGAUGUAGAAUUUGGGGGGUUUUCCAAAACCCUACUUUUUUUUAAACAAUAACAAUUUGAAACUUGAGUAGGGAAGGUUAUGUAAUAUAAGCAUGCAAUUCCAUUUAUCAGUCGCAAAAUAGUGCUCCCCUCCUUUUACAUCUUAUUCGAAUUUGUCCAUGUAAUUUAAAAUAUUUAAAUAUAUUUAAAUUUUCCAUUUCGUAAA